Rhipicephalus sanguineus (brown dog tick) is the source of this 3435-nucleotide messenger RNA. RefSeq names its product vascular endothelial growth factor receptor 1. Gene Ontology annotation, biological process: protein phosphorylation. The transcript is spliced from 17 exons. The record is from RefSeq and is a predicted model, not a curated record. NCBI's taxonomy places the organism in Eukaryota, Metazoa, Arthropoda, Arachnida, Ixodida, Ixodidae. The coding region runs from base 376 to 3435 and encodes 1019 amino acids. Gene Ontology annotation, molecular function: protein tyrosine kinase activity; ATP binding.
UACAGAGAUGCGCUUGUCGCGGUUGUGACAGGAGGUUGAUUACACUGCGACUUGUGACGCGAGCGCACACGCGCGCUCAACCGGUCCUCUCUCACUCGUCGGCGUAUCGCCUGUCCAGGCGCAAGCUUCAACGCAGUGUCCACCUCGGAUUAAUGGACUCCGGAUUGUGCGCGUUUCUGGAUCAACGCCACGGCAUGCGACGCAGGUACGCUGCGUUCGCGCGCGCUGCCGUUUCGACGUGACUGCGUUCCACGCCGUCGACACUGAUGUGAUUCUCCUGAACAUCGUCGGCACUGCUUCUCAGUUUAGUUGACGCGUGUGAGCUUUGGUGCUGCUCUAUUGCCAAGUAUUGCUUUGUCGCCGUCAGCGCGGGCGAUGGCCAUGGCGCGAAUGACUGCGUGGUCCGAACGCCGCUUCUGGUGGGAAUGUGCCGUCCUCUACGGCUUACUCCUCUGCUGGAUGUACAUUGGUGCGACGUCCGGAGUAUCUCGGUUCCUGCCUCCAAAGCUGGACAUCGACACUGCCUACAUCGACAUUCCUGCCAACAGCACUCUACGGAUAACAUGCUAUGGCAGGUACCCGCUGGCCUGGUCGCUGCCACCGCUCGGAGACAACGUGUCUCUCCGCUCAUCCAUCUAUGAUGAAGAGGUGGAUGGCAUUCGCCCAUUCAAGAGCGUCUUCGAGCUCAACACUACCGAUGUCAUGGACCUGGGUCGUUACAUAUGUUAUUACAACGGGACCACCGAUCUCACCAACACGGGAAAUGCCACGUCACUUUACGUCUACGUCAAUGACGACUACUACCUGUUCCAGCCGGAGAAGCAGAUGGACCAGCUUGUGUUUGUGACGGUGCGCCACGGCGAGCUGACGGUAGUACCGUGCCUGCCUACUCACUCGGGCGCUCGCGUCCAGCUCUGGAAGGACCUGGGACUGGGUGACGACGAGAUGGAGGAGGUGGUGCUGGCGCCGCACUACGUCGAGUUCGACCCGAUGCGCGGCUUCGUCAUCUACUACCCGCAAAGCUAUUACGCCGGACACUUUAUCUGCAACGGCACGGUGCCGGGACGCGUCUACAACGACUCGUCCAUGGCAGUCGUGUUUGUCUACCUGCCCCCGGUGGCCAUAGCGCCCAACGUGAUGAUCUCGAAGGAUAGCAACUUUCAUCCGGUGUUGAACGACUCGUUCACCCUCAACUGCACCGUCACAGUCGAUACGGGCAUCAUGUUCAUCAUGUCCUGGGACUACCCCGACAAGAACAGCUCCCGCAUCGAAGUGACCAAGCCCGUCCACCAGAACAAGCCGUUUGGACAAGAACGCUUCGUGCUAUCCGUGGUGACGUCGCAGCUGAUCGUUCGUGACGUGCAGAGGAGUGACGAAGGGUUGUACACGUGCUCCUGCAAGGACCACAGCGGGAAGGCGUACAACCAGUCAGUCUUUGUCUCCGUCUACGAGUCCGAACAGUUGGCGCACGUGAACCUGACCACGGACCUGGACAACUCGAAGUCACUGGUGUUUCCCGAAGGGAGCACCUUCAAGAUGGUGGUUACGGUCGAGGCACACCCUAGCUUCGACGAUACGAAGUUCUGGUGGCGCAAGGAUGGCGCCCUGCUCAGCGAAGGUGGAGACCUGCGCCUGUCGUACCGCGAACCGCGAGCCGUGCUCGAGAAGUCGAACGCGCACUUCGACGACAGCGGCGAGUACACGAUGUACGCGCGCAUAAACAACGCCACCUCCCAGAUCACCUUCAACGUCAGCAUCUCGUCCAAGCCCGUUGUCGCGGUGGUGAACAACACGGAGCUAUAUGCCCACGGUUCCAACUGCACGCUGGUCUGCAUGGUGAAAGGGAGCCAGCCGUUGCGCGCCUGGUGGGAGUGGCGCGAGUGCGUGGACCCUAGGGCGUGCGACGACCAGGGUCCCGGCCGUGUGUUCAAGAGCCUGGCCGCCGACAGCUCGCACAAGAACGCCGGAGCCCCACCGGGACACCUCGUGCGCAGCACCGAGGGACUGCGGCACCGCAACCUGACGCUGCGACUUCGCGCCCACCAGUCUGGCCUGUAUCGGUGCGUGGCCGCGAACUCGCUCGGCACCGGACUCAGCGUCGCAAGGUUCUACGUCACUGACGCAAGGAACGGUUUCGAGGUCAUCGCCUCUGACGUCAUACCCGUCGACCAGGAUCGGGUGAUGCUGAGCUGUCUGGCCAGCCAGUUCAAGUACGAAGGCCUCACCUGGAAGUGGCAACCCAAAGGCUCCUCGAAACUCGUCAACCUCAUCCCCAACGGCGACCUGGACAUCAAGAUGUCGUCGACGGCGUUCUCCAACAACCUGACCCUACUCUUCAACCCCAUCAGCAGGAACCAGUCGGGAGAGUACCAGUGCUUCGGCUCCAUUCGUGGAGGAGGAGCGCAGAGGCACAUUGAGUUCAUCAAUGUUGCCGUACGAGAUAUGCGUCCACCGGAGUUCAACGAGACCAGCCUGCACAACGACGUCCUGAGCGACGUGUCGUACAUCAACCUGCGGUGCACGGCGACCGGCCUUCCCGAGCCCAGCAUCUCGUGGCUGAAGGACGGUAAGCCGCUCAACAUGAGCGGCAUCGACCGCCUAGACGGAAACCGCUGGCUCGUCAAGCGGAAGGUGACGCCUCAGGACAGCGGCUUCUACCAGUGUCGCGCCGAGAACAGGGCCGGGGCCAUUUACGCCAACACCACCAUCAAUGUCGCCAGUGGAAUGCUGGCGCCCGCCAUGACUACCACGCACAUCGUCUUGAUAAGCGUCGUCUUCUUCAUCGCCAUCGUUUGCUUCCUCAUCGUGCUCGUCUACUGCAAGAAAUAUCGUGCUCACAUGAAAGAGGAAAAAGAGAUGGACCUGUUGACCAAGACGCUCUUCGACAAAGGCCAAGUGGACAUGUUCAACCCUGACCUCCCGCUGUGCGAGCAGGUAGAGCUGCUGCCCUACGACCAGCGUUGGGAGUUUCCCAAGGAUCGUCUCAAGCUCGGAAGGACCUUGGGACAAGGUGCAUUUGGCCGGGUCGUCAAGGCUGAAGCCAUUGGUCUGGGCGAUCAAGGACAGCCGCUUACGGUUGCUGUGAAGAUGCUGAAGGAACGUGCCGAUAUGUCCCAACGCAAGGCGUUGAUGGCCGAGCUUAAAAUACUUAUUCAUUUGGGUCGGCACCUGAACAUCGUGAACAUCAUCGGAGCCGUGACGAAGAACGUAGCUAAAGGUGUCGACAUGAAAAAUGGUACGUCCAUUAAGAUAGCUGACUAUCCACGCGUGAAGGCGGCCUCCUACGCCGAUGUCUUCAAGCGCAUCAAGAAUGGCCUCAUGAAGGACGUUAUCACGGUAGCGAAGGCCAUUCAGCAUCUGAAGCAUCGGCGUGCUUCGCUGGCUCGGCCUCCUUUUGUGCGUCACUCGGACGGGGUGCUCUACAGAUGGGAGUAG